Molecule: messenger RNA, 132 nt
Organism: Haemonchus placei
Lineage: Eukaryota; Metazoa; Nematoda; Chromadorea; Rhabditida; Trichostrongylidae
Source: the annotation of a GenBank genome assembly
AUGAGGAUGGUAUUCGAUGGAAAGGCUAGAAGGGAGACAACUCCGACAGAAACCAUUGCAUUCAGUAUUACAACAGCAAUCGUAUCAGAGAAACCUCAAGGCAAGGAGAGCAUAGGACCCAUCAGAAAAUAA